This is a messenger RNA of Rotaria socialis, 615 nucleotides long. The record is from the annotation of a GenBank genome assembly. Lineage: Eukaryota; Metazoa; Rotifera; Eurotatoria; Philodinida; Philodinidae.
AUGCAAUGUACAUGUGUUUUUAUCCUUCUGAUCGGUUUAGCAGCUAUUCAAGCCACGUUUUCAUUUGAUACAAUAAAUGAUGAUCAAAGUGAAAAUAAACUCGAUGAAAUCCGACAAAUUCCAUCGUCAUUAUUAUCGGAGAAACAAACCAAUAUACGUGCAUGUAUAUCAAAAUUUCAGUUGUCAAAUAUUUUAAAUCGAAAUCGAAGAGCAUCAAUAUCUCGUCCAUAUUUUCAAUAUGUACGACCAGCUCGUGAUAAUCGACAUUACUCAGCUAAAAAUUCAUUGGCAUUUUCACCUCGUCUAGGAAAACGAGCAAUUGAAGGUGAAGAUGAAUUCGAAAAUUUUGAUACAAGAUCUGCAUAUCCAUCAAGUGAUCUCGCUAGACUUCUUACAGCACUUGUGAAUCAUUUACAAGAAGAAAAAAUCGAUGUUGUUUAUGAAGAUUCAACCAAAAUCUGUUUAUCAAAACCAAUUAGUACUCCAAUUAUUCAAGAAUUUUUCGACAAAUAUGUUGCCAAUCGACGUAAUCAAAAUGAACAAGAUAGAGAAGAAGGACAUCAACGGCAAUCGACAGGAAAACACCCAGUACUAUUUCGUUAUCGUCUCGGUUAG